UUUCCUUAUACGUAAUGAAAUUAUUAAUGAAUUCAAGGUCUUUGCAUUACCCUAGCCUACUCUUGUUAGCUAUGUUGAUCAUUAUCAUUGCAUAGGGUGCAAAAAUAUGUAUCAGUAUUCCAGUUGUAGUGGAACAACUCUGUAGAGUAACUUGAUUUACAAGUGACACACAUAUCUAAUAUAUUUCAAUGUUUUGAUACAUUAAAGGUAAUAUUUAACUAUGGACCAAAUUUGUGAAGAACCUCAUCUUGAUAUAACAAUUGAUGAAAAUGAAAUUGUUGAUGGUGCCAAAGAGAUAAUUAAAAAAAUUAGACCAACAUGGCCUUUGGAUAUGCUGAAUUUUAAGAUAUUUACUGAUGGAAUCACAAAUAAACUGAUAGGAGUGUGGUAUUCUGAGCAUUACAAUGAUAUGGUCUUGGUUAGAGUUUAUGGACAUAAGACAGAUUUGCUUAUUAAUCGAAAAGAUGAAACAAGAAAUAUUCGAAUACUAAAUAAAUUUGGUUUUACACAUUCCAUUUAUGCUACAUUCAAUAAUGGCCUGGCUUACCAAUUUAUUGAAGGUGAUACACUUACAACAGAAACAGUCAGAGAUCCUAAUGUAUAUACUUUAAUUGCUAAGAGAAUGGCUCAAAUGCAUAAUCUUAAGCCUCAUGAUGAUGAAAUACCCAAAGAAGCUUGUAUUUGGAACAAGUUAGAGAAAUUUAUGGAAAUUAUGCCAAAAGAAUUUUCUAAUGGUGCCAAACAAGCGAGGUUUGAAAAACUCAUAAAACCAUUUAUUGUGUUAAAACAGAAUUACGAAUUAUUAAAGGAGGAACUGACAAGUUUAAAUAAUGAAGUAGUAUUUGCUCAUAAUGAUUUACUUCUAGGAAAUGUGCUUUACAAUCAAAAGGAAAAUUCUGUUACAUUUAUUGAUUUUGAAUAUACUGCAUAUAAUUAUCAGGCUUUUGAUAUAGCUAAUCAUUUUGCGGAAUUUGCUGGUAUUGAUAAUCCUGAUUAUUCCUUGUAUCCUGAAGAGCAACUGCAAAAAGCAUGGUUGAACAUAUACCUUCAGGAAUAUAAUAAUAUAAACUAUGUACCUGAAAAUGAAAUUAAUUUACUGUACUUGCAAGUAAAUAAAUUUGUUCUUUUAUCACACUUUUUUUGGGGUUGUUGGGGACUUAUACAAAGUGAACAUUCAACAAUUGACUUUGACUUUUUAGAGUAUGCUGCAAUACGAUUUAAUGAAUAUUUCGAGCGGAAAGAAGAAUAUCUUAAUAUGAAAAUGUAA
Molecule: messenger RNA, 1267 nt
Organism: Habropoda laboriosa
Lineage: Eukaryota; Metazoa; Arthropoda; Insecta; Hymenoptera; Apidae
Gene: eas
Product: ethanolamine kinase 1
Exons: 7
Coding region: 221-1267 (348 amino acids)
Biological process (GO): phosphatidylethanolamine biosynthetic process
Cellular component (GO): cytoplasm
Molecular function (GO): ethanolamine kinase activity
Source: RefSeq, a predicted model, not a curated record